Messenger RNA from Onychomys torridus (southern grasshopper mouse), 1545 nucleotides. RefSeq names its product NXPE family member 4-like. Lineage: Eukaryota; Metazoa; Chordata; Mammalia; Rodentia; Cricetidae. The record is from RefSeq and is a predicted model, not a curated record.
CUCUCCCUCCCUCCCUCCCUCCCCUUCUCCCUUUUCUCCCCACCUUGCUCUUCUUUUGCCACAUUGCACAAAUACAAAGCUCUCAUUGUUAACUACAUAGAUUUUAAUUUUGAAAGGUAAAAUAGGCCAAAGAAGGACAUAUCACACCUGUCUUUCUAGACAACCAGACCACUACAGCAUUGAGUUGAAAAAGAAAAAGCUGUUGCAGAUAGACAAAAAGGAGGAAGGACAAUUCAAACCAUGAAAAUGAUGACUAGUCGUAAGUCACUGUGGGUGCUGCUGUCUAUACUUAUCUUCUGGGUCUCGUUUACAGUUUUCAGAAACCCAUCGAAGAUAUGGCUUCAGUUCAAGUUGCCUGUGUCCUUCAGUCGCUGGAAUUUGGUCACGACAUCCUCAUGCCCUACAGUGCCUCUGAACCUACCAGUUUUACCAAAAGAGACAGAGCUGAGAGUCAGGGAGGUCCUGGAGAAACUAGACAAACAGAUCCCUCCCAGACCUUUCACCCACCUCAACAACACCACCAGUGCCACACACAGCACAGCCACCAUCCUCAACCCUCAAGACACUUACUGCAUGGGGGACAAACUGGAUGUGCUGUUGGAAGCUAGGGACCACCUGGGACGCAGGAAGGAGUAUGGUGGGGACUUCCUGAGGGCCAGGAUGUCCUCCCCAGCCCUGAAGGCAGGAGCUUCUGGAAAGGUGACAGACUUCAACAAUGGCACCUACCUUGUCAGCUUCAUUCUGUUCUGGGAGGGCCCGGUCUCCCUGUCUAUCCUGCUCAUCCAUCCCAGUGAAGGAGUGUCAGCUCUCUGGAGAGCAAGAAAACAGGGCUACGACAGAAUCAUCUUCACUGGCUGGUUUGUAAAUGGAACCUCUCAGGUCCACACUGAUUGUGCCUUGGUUCUAAACUCAAGUGUCGAGCUGUGCCAAUAUCUGGAUGCCCAGGACCAAGAAGCGUUCUACUGUGUAAAGCCUCCAAAUGUACCCUGUGCAGCUCUUACCCAUAUGCAAUCAAAAAACAAGGAAGUUUCCUAUCUUAGACAGCAAGACAGGAGCCUCUUUGAAAGGUCAAAUAUAGGUGUGGAGAUUAUGGGAAAAUCCAAUGUGAUUAGUGUCUCCAAAUGCAACAAAGAAGCUGUUCCAGCAAAAGAGAGAUGCAAGCUGGGAAGGUGUCUACAAUCCCCAGUGGGCAUGUCUGGAAGAACAUUGUGGAACCCAGCCUCCUGUAGUUUGGCUCCAAUCAAAAUGAAAGAAUGCCUGAGAGGAAAAUUCAUCUAUCUGAUGGGUGAUUCCACAAUCCGCCAGUGGAUGGAAUACUUCAAAAGCAGUAUCAACAUCCGAAAUUUCCUGGUGGAUUGUGCAAGAGCACGGCGGUCCCCUGUAUUCAGCAAGCCGCUCUGCCGGGAGGGCUGUAACAGUUGGGCUGUCCCUGGCCUGGUCCACAUAUCCCUGCUGUCCCCUGCGGGCCGCCGCCGAAGCCAGAACUCCUGCCACAGGGCAGCAGCGACGGGAUGCGGGGAGAAGAAUGACACGUUGAAUGGGUGA